This is a messenger RNA of Exophiala viscosa, 3363 nucleotides long. RefSeq names its product DDHD domain-containing protein. Gene Ontology annotation, molecular function: glycerophospholipase activity; metal ion binding. The transcript has a single exon. NCBI's taxonomy places the organism in Eukaryota, Fungi, Ascomycota, Eurotiomycetes, Chaetothyriales, Herpotrichiellaceae. Gene Ontology annotation, cellular component: cytoplasm. The record is from RefSeq and is a predicted model, not a curated record. Bases 411 to 3206 code for a protein of 931 amino acids.
GUGAUACACUAAAUUACUAGUAGCUGCGAUGAGAUAGAUGCAUCUCCCUACGUCAUUGCCGAACUCCGCGGUUGCUUUGAAUUUCCUCGCAUAGCAGCCUCGUCCACCCUGCCAACAUGUGCUUCUCUCUAGAAAUGUCGAGGUAGGAGUUUGCUGGCAAUCCCACCUGCCUGUUUCUGUUUGUCUCCUUGUCUUCAGCACAUCGAGCGCAGACAGGCUUUGCCGCAAGGUGUCGAGAGACCCGAAAUUCGCUUUCGUGUACACUCUUUUGCUGCCUGCUUUAUUUUCCGACGCACUUCCACCUCUUUUGUCUUGGAUCUAAUUCUCACUUGUUCGAUCUCAACCACAUCAAGGUGCGGCACGAUUGUUGGUGCUACAAUGGCUGAGAAUGCCCAUUCUUUGGGACCUACAUGUGUGUUUCACGAAGACGACACCGAAGACACCAUCACGGACGACUUAAGCCCACCGAAAGUGAAAGCUUAUUCUUCUACGUCUCCUCCCUCCCUAUAGACGACCCUCUCUCGCCUUUACCGCCAAUACCAACGGCGGAGAAAAUCACCGACUUUCCUCCCAAGCCCUUCUCUGUUCGGGACAAUGCGGCUCUGGAAGAAGCAUGGCAGUCUUUCCAAGACGGCGGACCUGGCUCCCUGACAGAUCCUCAUGCAAAGAGACGGAGAAAUCUGGCUCGUGGAGUCAUUUCGUUUCCUGAAUUCAAAGAUUCCAAAGGUACUCCUGCUACACAGCCUCUGGCCACAAGAUCCGGAAAUGCAGGAAAGACACCAGGACGGGCUUCCGCGGAGCCGACUCAAGCCGAAGCUGAAGUCAUGCUAGACCCGGUCCCGCUGGAACUGAGUGCGGACUCAAAAACAGUCGACAUGCAGGAACUACAAACACCACAGGAUGACAUGCCCCCCAAAGCGUCCACCAAGCACAAGAGACGAAUGUCACCCUUCCGCCACAGGCACAAGGAUGGGAAGAGCGGUCGCGACACUUCUGCUCCUUCAAAGAAUUCUGACAGAGGCCGUCUCGUUCCAUCUCCUUCAUUCGCCCCCGUUGACUCCGCUAUUAGUGGCCGACCUUUUGCUCGAGCGCCUAGUGCACGGGAUGUGAGUUCAGGUCUUGGGACCACUGGUGGCUAUGCUACAUCUUCCGACGCCGAAGAUGAGGAUUCAAGCACAGACAUAAGUCAGUCCCGAAGUCCCGGACAUCAUCGACGGAAAGAAAAGGAGCCGGAAAAAGUCUUUGUUCCCGUAGGAGUAUCCCGCCUGCACCUGGUCGAAAUGCCGGACCUCAUUAUGAAACCAAUCUACUGGUCACCCAUCAACGACACGUCCGAUGUACUCAGGGCUACUUGGUUCUACAAAGAUACAAUGUUACCCGUGCCGGCAGAUGUAGCCAAUCGUUUAGAAGUGGGCUAUGAGUAUAUCAAGCCAUACGCCAAGUCUUAUCAGGAUGAAUUCCAAGCCUGCAUCGAAAACGGCGCAUCUGCCGAGAUGAAGGUCGUAUAUAAGCUGUGGCCUGACGACUCCAAGUCCAGCAGGCCUGGUACGUCCAUGAACUUGGAAGCAGAUACGAAAGUCGGCGGUCAAGAAGAACUGAGUGGGAUGAUACCGGAAACAGCAGCGAAUGUAGCUGCGGAUCCUCGAAAAGCGAAAGACAAACGAUUGUUCUCGACGCACAGCGUUAUAUAUGUCGAUGGGAAAAAUGCUCAGAUAUUGAGGCCAAGUUUGUUACCAUCUACCAGCCAAAACCGUCGACCUCUGAGUUCUGUUCGAAAGGGAAGACAGAUCGGCGUCGCCGUUGUGCGCGGGUUCGACCGAAAGGCUUGGCUGAAGGCUCAUCCAGAUCCCAAGAUGAAUGCAAAAGCUGCUCAUGCCAAAGUGGGAGCAUACAUGUCCCAAUCGGGAGACGCGGCCACCAGAGGACGAAGAACGUCAUGCAGUGCUUGCGAGCAGGAAUCAAAGGCUCCAAAAGUGUCGGAUCUUGUGCUUGUGAUACACGGUAUUGGACAGAAGCUCUCCGAAAGAGUAGACAGCUUCCAUUUUACUCACGCAAUCAACGGACUGAGGCGAGAGUUCAAUGUUGAAUUGUCAACAGAGGCUGUCAAAGGAAAUACGAAAAACGGUACAGGCGUCAUGGUCCUACCCGUGAACUGGCGUUUGACUGUGUCCUUCGACGAUGAUGACAAAUCAUUGAGGGAAGAGGACAAUAAGUUUGCAUUAAAGGAUAUCACUCCCGAGACAUUACCCAGCGUACGCUCACUGAUCACCGAUGUUAUGUUGGACAUACCAUACUAUAUGUCGCACCACAAAGCAAAAAUGACGUCGGCAGUUGUACGCGAGGCAAAUCGAGUAUACAGACUCUGGUGUCGAAACAACCCCGGGUUCGAAGACUAUGGCAGAGUCCACCUCGUUGCGCAUUCUCUCGGUUCUGUUAUGGCUAUGGAGAUUCUCGGCCAGCAACCCACCAAAUUAGGCAAGGACGUCACAUUCGACGGCAACAAGCCUAGUGACAAGUACUUCGAGUUCGACACCACAAAUUUGUUCUGCUGUGGAAGUCCUGGAGGUUUUUUCCUCCUCCUAAACAACGCCAGUCUUAUUCCCCGAAAGGGCAGGAACAAGGUCGGCAUGGAAGGCGAAGAUAAAACCCCGGGGAUCGCAAGUGAAGCCCGAUACGGUUGUCUCGCCGUGGACAACGUUUACAACAUCUGCCAUCGUAAUGAUCCAAUCUCUUACCUGCAAAACGCGUCAGUCGACCAAUUGUACGCGGCAUCCCUACAACCUGCUUCGAUUCCAAGCGCCAGCGUGGGUUUCAUGACACGGCUCGGCAACAGUUUGCGCUGGGGCUCGACUGCAACGUCCUCGGACUCGUAUAAAUCUGUGGCGACCCCAGCCCGACCCGAAUUACAACACAUACCUAGCACAGUGGAGCUUGAGACGCACAACUUCACACGCGAAGAGAUUGCUGAAAAGAGGAUGUAUCUGCUCAAUGACAAUGGGCAGAUUGACUGGUUUCUCAACUCGGGUGGUGGUCCGCUCGAGAUCCAGUAUCUUAACAUGCUGAGUGCCCAUAGCAGCUAUUGGAUUCUGCAAGAUUUUGUACGGUUCCUUGUCGUGGAGAUUGGCAGAGAGCCUGGGCGACAGCAUACGCUUCCGGUUUUGCGGGCCGUAAAGAAGAGGGAAUACAAAAGAGGAGACAUUGUUUGAGGCUUUUGUCUGUUUACGCCAGAAGUGACGGGCUGACGAAGUAUGUCUUCAAUGGGUCAGCCAUACGACGGACGUCCUCGAGUUGGAAAGAGGAGGAUGUAUAGAACUGCGUUGCAUUGCAUGGUUUGGUGUUUUAUCCUUACGACAUUGAUACCCC